AUGUUGGCCUAUGCUGCCUCCAGGGAUGCUGGAAUGAAGAUUGGAUUUGUGCCAGGCUACACGCGUCUGGCGCAGAUGGCGCGUCUGCAACUCCAGAAAUGCGCAGUUAUUCUCCGUCCGGCCUCUGUAUUUUCACAUUUAUGGUCGUCUAGAGAGGCAGAUCGGGCUCUAUGCAAAAAUAGAGAUCGGCGUCAGUUUCCCAAUGGAAGAAGUGUUUCGUUGCUGCUCUUUGUGAUGAUGUGUCCGCUUAUCCUGGUACUCACUGGUGUUUCACAUCCAUAUCAAAAUCGGCAAGCCGGGCAAGUGUCCAUCUGCGCCCAUUCGCUCGCCAGUGUCUCUAAGCAGCUCAUUCCAGAUUAUGCAUCGCAAUUUGGCGUAUAUUGCCUCUCAGAUGUUCUUGAUGAAGGGUACCACAAGCAAGACCACAUUGGGACUUUACUACGUACGAAUUAUGAGAUGGGCGCUUACUACUAA
Trichoderma virens Gv29-8 is the source of this 474-nucleotide messenger RNA. RefSeq lists its product as uncharacterized. The record is from RefSeq and is a predicted model, not a curated record. The coding region runs from base 1 to 474 and encodes 157 amino acids. Lineage: Eukaryota; Fungi; Ascomycota; Sordariomycetes; Hypocreales; Hypocreaceae. The transcript is spliced from 8 exons.